AUGGCUUUGUACCCCGCCUUCAGCAGUUCAGACCUUUACUCUCGCCCUCCAAUCUCCGGUCCCACCCUCUACUCUCCACGUAAACAGUUCAGACCUUCCUCUCGCCCUCCAAUCGCUGUCUCCGCCCUCCCCUCCCCACGUAAACAGUUCAGACCUUUCUCUCGCCCUCCAAUCUCCGGCCCCACCCUCUACUCCCCACGUAAACAGUUCAGACCUUUCUCUCGCCCUCCAAUCUCCGGCCCCACCCUCUACUCCCCACGUAAACAGUUCAGACCUUUCUCUCGCCCUCCAAUCUCCGGCCCCACCCUCUACUCCCACGUAAACAGUUCAGACCUUUCUCUCGCCCUCCAAUCUCCGUCUCCGCCCUCCCCUCCCAACGUAAACAGUUCAGACCUUUCUCUCGCCCUCCAAUCUCCGGCCCCACCCUCUUCUCCCCACGUAAACAGUUCAGACCUUUCUCUCGCCCUCCAAUCUCCUGCCCCACCCUCUACUCCCCACGUUAACAGUUCAGACCUUUCUCUCGCCCUCCAAUCUCCGGCCCCACCCUCUACUCCCCACGUAAACAGUUCAGACCUUUCUCUCGCCCUCCAAUCUCCGUCUCCGCCCUCCCCUCCCAACUUCAGACCUUUCUCUUGCCCACCAAUCUCCGGCCCCACCCUCUACUCUCCACGUAAACAGUUCAGACCUUUCUCUCGCCCACCAAUCUCCGUCUCCGCCCUCCCCUCCCAACGUAAACAGUUCAGACCUUUCUCUUGCCCACCAAUCUCCGGCCCCACCCUCCCCUCCCCACGUAAACAGUUCAGACCUUUCUCUCGCCCUCCAAUCUCCGGCCCCACCCUCUACUCUCCACGUAAACAGUUCAGACCUUUCUCUCGCCCUCCAAUCUCUGGCCCCACCCUCCCCUCCCCACGUAAACAGUUCAGACCUUUCUCUCGCCCACCAAUCUCCGUCUCCGCCCUCCCCUCCCAACGUAAACAGUUCAGACCUUUCUCUCGCCCUCCAAUCUCUGGCUCCACCCUCUACUCCCCACGUAAAAAGUUCAGACUUUUCUCUCGCCCUCCAAUCUCCGGCCCCACCCUCUACUCUCCACGUAAACAGUUCAGACCUUUCUCUCGCCCUCCAAUCUCUGGCCCCACCCUCCCCUCCCCACGUAAACAGUUCAGACCUUUCUCUCGCCCUCCAAUCUCCCGCCCCACCCUCUACUCCCCACGUAAAAAGUUCAGACUUUUCUCUCGCCCUCCAAUCUCCGGCCCCACCCUCUACUCUCCACGUAAACAGUUCAGGCCUUUCUCUCGCCCUCCAAUCUCCGGCCCCACCCUCUACUCUCCACGUAAACAGUUCAGACUUUUCUCUCGCCCUCCAAUCACCGGCCCCACCCUCUACUCCCCACGUUAA
This is a messenger RNA of Haliotis rufescens (red abalone), 1395 nucleotides long. RefSeq names its product repetitive proline-rich cell wall protein 2-like. Bases 1 to 1395 code for a protein of 464 amino acids. NCBI's taxonomy places the organism in Eukaryota, Metazoa, Mollusca, Gastropoda, Lepetellida, Haliotidae. The record is from RefSeq and is a predicted model, not a curated record. The transcript is spliced from 3 exons.